Lingula anatina is the source of this 1217-nucleotide messenger RNA. Its product is annotated as perlucin. The record is from RefSeq and is a predicted model, not a curated record. Lineage: Eukaryota; Metazoa; Brachiopoda; Lingulata; Lingulida; Lingulidae.
AUUGUGCGGAGUGCGUCUCAAUCCUCACAUUCACAGCUGUAGCUUGGAAGUAAAUAGUGGCGGCUAGAUCCACACCUUACACCGGGUAAUAAUGGCAGUGAGGAGGUAUGUCCUCUGUUUUGGACUAAUUUUGGUAUUCUUCGUCAUGCAGCAUGGCGUUUUUGGAGACGGGACCACCUCAAGUGACAUUGCUUAUCUCCGUAACACACUGGAGACAAUGCAAAUGAAACUGGAGAAGAUGGACAGCAAACUGGUGACAGUAAGCCAAGGUUUGCAACAAGUGCAGCGGGAAAUAAAUGAAUUGACAAGAUGUCAGGCUCCUUUUGUCCAGCUAAGUGGUCGAUGCUACUUCUUCUCCUGUAUGCAGAAAUCAUGGUCACAUGCACAAGCCUAUUGCAGGAGCAUUUCUUCACAUUUGGCAAGAAUAACUUCUCAGCGUGGGAACAAUAUGAUUGUCUCCUACGUACGGAAUUAUUUUUCUGUCAACUUCAACUGGUGGCUGGGUGGCAAUGACAUGGCACAGGAGGGCAGGUGGGUCUGGGUGGGUACCAACAAAGUUAUGAGUUACACGAACUGGUAUCCAGGACAACCUAGCAACUACAAAGGAAUAGAGCACUGCUUGCUGCUGUUGUGGUCACACAUCCAGCAUAGAUGGAAUGAUGCACCGUGUGGCCUUGCAAAGAAUUUCAUUUGUCAAAAGUAGCAGAGAUAGUCAUUUCCCUGACUUGCCAAGUUGUUGAAGAUAUCGAUUAGGUGAAAUUGAAAGAUAUCAUUAAACAGAUAAGGGGGUUUUAUUGGAGUACAACUAGUUGCAUUCUCAUCUCGCUUAUAUAUGUGGAACUUCUCAAUGCUGCCUUUAUUAUUAUUAUUUGGACUUAUUUGAUAUCUUCAGUAAUUUCUCACAUUUUCUGCUCAAAAUAUCAGUUUUAAUUUGAUUCUUUAUUUAUCUGUGAAGCAUAAAAAUUCAUAAGCUUUAUUUGAACUUAUUUUGUAUUUACCCAGGAGUUAUUAAUAGUAAGACUGUUGAUAUAACCAGAUGAAACAAAAGCGUAGAACAACGCUUUCUUUAAAAUGAAAUGAGUGAUCAGAAUUCAGUCACAAUCCUCUUGCUAAUUUGAUGCUUUUAUUUGCCGAUGUCAGAUAAAUUUACAUUAGCUUGAAUCUGUCUUUGUUAAUGCUUACAUGUUAUUCAGAGAAAUAAAAGCUUUUGCGCACGA